Molecule: messenger RNA, 5097 nt
Organism: Bacidia gigantensis
Lineage: Eukaryota; Fungi; Ascomycota; Lecanoromycetes; Lecanorales; Ramalinaceae
Exons: 6
Coding region: 1-5097 (1698 amino acids)
Biological process (GO): protein phosphorylation
Molecular function (GO): protein kinase activity; ATP binding
Source: RefSeq, a predicted model, not a curated record
AUGAACGUGCCGCAGGGGGACCACCUUGAACCAAUCCAAGCCUUCCUACGCUGGGAGCUUUCUCCAGAGACCAUCCGCCAUGGAACCACUGGCCAAAAGAAUGAUGAGACUCGACCAUAUAUUACAGUCACCGCCUUAGAGGCAUACUUUGCAACUCCUGACAGCAUCAAGAGUGUUUUAGCUGCGUUGUUCACGGAAGGCAACCCACCUAAUGCAUACGAUGUAUGGUCCCGUUACCGACGUGUCCUGGCAAUCCUUUUGUCAAGCUCGAAUGGACGUAUGAUCGGACAAUUCGUCGGCCACCCAAGACUUCAAGAUCGUGGCCUACCGUUCGAGUCGGAGCCCCCCAAUUUCCCCAAAACGAGCAAAGGCAAUACUAUUUGGUCAUCCUUCUACAGGCAACAAUGGAAAUUUUGUCCCUACGACCUCCACUUCAACAUGACAGAUACAUUGGUCGACGAUUAUAUUCUUCCUUUCCAGGUUGAGGAGGCUCUCGGUCGGGGAGGCAGCGCACUGCAACACAUAAAGACAACUCGCCUGGAAACAUUACUAACCUUCGCUCAGGCUGACAAUCCUCAGCAAGCACCUACUUUUGCUUUGAAGACAUACCGAGGACGUGAGGCUGGAGAGUACUACACUGCAGAGCAAAGAGCCUUCGAAAGUGUCAACAGAGGGAAACAGCCGCCACAAAAUAUCAUUGGCUAUCAUGGGUCAUUCAGACGCAAAAACACAUACAACCUAAUACUCGAAUAUGCCAAUAAAGGAAACCUUGAAGACUUCAUGCGUCAAAACCCACCGCCAUCUACGGGUCAAGAGAUCAUUCUGCUUUGGGAACGACUUUUUGAAUUAUAUCUAGGGUUGGUGGUGAUUCAUCAUCCCGAACCAGGUCUGGACCAAGUCCAUGGAUACCAUCAGGAUAUUAAUCCAAAGAAUAUCCUAGUCAAAAGUCAAGGAGGUUCGACUAUCUACGACUGCAAAUUUGUUCUUGCCGACCUUGGGCUCAGCCAUUUCAAAGCAGUGGACCCUGCUGAGCCUGAUGCUACAGAUUGGGACAAUUUCGGAACACAUGCAUACGGGGCGCCAGAAACCUUUCGACUUCGUGGGCUCAAGUUAUCGAACCUCAACGUCAAAAGGCAGGUCGACAUUUGGUCUAUGGCUUGCGUUUUCAGCGAAAUAACAACGUGGAUAGGAAGUGGCUGGACGAUGGUCGAAGAGUACCGAUCUCGAAGACAACGGGAAAUCAAACGGAAGUGGAAUGAUCUCGAAGAUGGUGACAUGUUCCACGACGGAGAAAAGCUAUUGAACGCUGUUCGCGACAGCCACUCAAACUUUAUACAAUUCCGCCGGGAGAGUGAUUUCAUAACGCAGAGAGUCCUCCACGAAGUAAUUGUUGAUUGCUUCGAUAAAACUCCUGCGCACCGCUCGGAAGCACAAGCUUUGUGGGGGAGGGCACAGCGCAUUCUGGAGGAAGCCAGACUUAAUUUAAAGAACUGGCAUGGCUCGCACGCGCAAGAUCCUCCAAGCAUUACACGCUUGCAAGUAUUGAAGAAGCUACCUGAACUUGAGUCUCCGCCUUUCCGCGAACUACCGCCAACACACGAAGUCCUCGACCAUGAAGCUCCGCAGACGGCGCCUCCCGAAGAUCUUAGUAAAAACACCGGGCAGCGAGCUCCUCAGGAUAGGCACAGGACCCCGCCCAACCCUCCCAGAAUGUCUCUUGCGACCGUCAUUGAGUGGCGAAAAAAACGUAAGUUAAACAUCAAGGACGCGGAGUUACCGGAUGCAUACCUUCUUGAGGACUUGAGAAACCGAGAUCACGCUUUUCUCAUCGACAACUCUGCCUCCAUGUUUGAACACAAAAGAGAAGCAAAAAAGCUGCUUACCGCGAUCUCGUACUUGGUGAAGAACUAUGACCCUGAUGGUGUAGACCUCAUGUUCACACAAACCUCAGGAGGUUUAAGGUCAGAAAAAGGUACUACAAAGCUCUUUGAGAUGCUCGAGGAUACGCAAUUCAUGGGUAUUACUGAUAUGCAAUUAAAACUGGGUAAUAUUCUGAAUGCAUACAAAAGCAAGAUCACCGGUCAACAGAAUUCUAUGCUAGCGAGGAGAAAAAUCCUUGGAUCGCAAAAGGUGGCUCGACCUUUGAGCUUGUACAUCUUUACGGAUGGUGUCUGGCUGCCAGGCUCUGACGCCGAAGAACCAGUCAGAUCUAUGGUGGCGACGUUGAAGGAGCAUGGACUAAUGCAGAAACAAGUCGGCAUUCAAUUCAUUAGAUUCGGACACCACGUCGAAGCAAUACGCAUGCUCAAUCACUUAGAUAGCGAUCUUGAUCUUGGGAUCCAUUUGGUCGACACCGAACCCUCCGAUGGCAACAUCUGGAAGAUGCUGCUUGGCUCGAUCGACAUCUGGUUCGGCUACGAUCAGCUCCCGGUUGAUAAAAGCAGAGAAGUUUUCUUACAGCAGACUGAGCUGACCAACACCACUGUGCCAAAUGAACCAUACCUUACUCAAUUUCAUCAGCAUUCCCCAGAACCGGACAUUCCAACCCACGUCCGUAAUUACAUCAAGGUAGGCCAAGGACAGCAGGCGCUAUGGCGAGCGGAGGGGGUAGUGGAUGCAAGGACGAAGACGCUGGGCGAAGAGCAUCCCGACACCCUCCGCUCGACUACACUAUCGUAUCCUAAAACAAAUCUUGGCUAUCCCUUGCAACCUCCAAUGACCUUGUCGGACGCUUUAGAGUCUCGCGACAUCCGUGCUGUUCAACACUUAUUAAUGAUAGACUUCGAAACUGCAGCAACUUCAGAAUUUACUUGGCUACACGAGCUCAACGAAGCAGGAUACACUGUGCGCGAGAUUGCAGAGCUACUCUUGGAGGACAUUAACGACUCUCCAUGGAUUCAUUUCACUCCCCAAGAGCAUACGAAAUUCCCUGUUCGGAUCAAAUUUCAUCUUCCUAAUUGCGCACACCAGAUAAGCCUCAAUACAAAGCAGCCAUCAAUUCUGCAGUCGGAAAAAUCGCUCUCGUUUUCUCCUCCCCUUCAUAGUGAUGUACGUAGACUAGUGGAAGAGCUUUGUGGCGUUGGAGGCGUGGCGCCCUCUUCGAAAGACGUGCGUACUUGGCAUGGUAACGUAACCUUUGAGGAGCAGUCCUCUGUUUCAGUAAUCACAUAUGCUGCUGAUUCAGCUGUCACUCAGCAGUCACGCACGGAUUUAUUGGGCACGAUAUCGACCGUACUCACCAAUUUUCUGAAUGCAGCAGCUGCUGUUCAACACGCUGGUCUAUGUUGCGACUCCUUCACAUUUCUUUUGCGCAAGCAAAGUGAUCUGGAAUUACAUCGCGUUGAUUUCCACCACGCGCUAACGAUGUCAUCCAAUGUCAACGUUGUAAUACAAAACGAUAGCACAGGCGUUGCGGUGCAAGAAUGUGUAGAGCAGGCAGAAUACAUCCUAAGAGCACUCGGAACGCCGAUUCCUAAUUUGAUACCUAAUGCUGACCUUCAUUAUUGCGCUUUAGCUGCCCAAUUUUUAUGCUCCGCCUUUUUGUCCUACAUCCAGGCCCAUAUUGGAUCAAUCGAUCCAUUUUUUCUAGACGAACCUCAGCGGAAGAUGAUUCUCCUUGGAAGUCAGCGUGUACCUGGAGCUUUCGCCAUUAAGGCUGAGCUUGUUGAGCUUACAUGUCUUGCAGAGAUGAUCCAGCAGCCGGUUCUUGCAUUUUCUUUGGUACCGACAAAUUGGGAAAGGGGCCUAGAGAGUGCAACUUCUCGACAUGAUGUCCUGACCAACAUAGCGAAUUGUUUGGAUACAUGGGGUCCAGGAUACUGCAUCUAUGAUAACGCACAUCCUAGCAAUAUAUACGCUGUCGCUCUAGGUAGUGGAUUCGUCUCUUUGGUUGAUAGCAAAACCUCACGCUUCCACUGGGCGAAAGGGCAACUAUCGGAAAGUGCAGCGUCGGCCGCUUUCGAUAUAAAAACAAUGAUGAGGAUAGGUAUAGGUCUCAGUAUCAAUAAGAAUUGCUGCAUAGAUGAAGCUGUGUACAGAAAAAGCUCAUUUUCUGCCUUGGAGCCACUAGGCACUCAUGGACAUUUUUGGGAGAUUCAAGAAAGAGAAGCUGGUUUGCAUGGUGGGCAGUACCUUAUUGGCACCUACAGUCAAACUUGGGGAAAGAUCCCCGGGACCACACUCAAGCAACAAACCCUUCGACAGGCUAAUUUUCGCUUGAUUCCCUUCCUCGAGCAAAGCUGGGGGCUGCAAGUCAGCUUUUGCACAAGCGUCGCUCGCCGAGUGUCUCUCCGGGAGCUCGUCACCGACCUUCUCCCUUAUUUUGUCAAUCCACUCGAGCAGGAAAGUUGGCAAGAGCUUGUGAAUCGCCAUGACAUCUUUCACGCCUUUAUACACGGAAACCUUGUCAACUGGCUCCGCAACCUUUCGGACGUACUUCAACUCUACGUGCUCACCCUUGUCCGCACUAUCCUCGAGCAGCUCCAGCACACUGGCCUUGAUCGUGAUAGAACCACAUUAGUAAUCGCCUGGCCGCAGGAAGGCGAUAUCGGAAGGGGUCUCAAAAUCCCUUGCAAAGCCGAGACCCAUUGGGCACAGGUUAUAGCUGAUGCGGAAGACUGUGCGACGUUUGCAUACGUAACCUCGAGGUGUCUUGAAACGAAUCACAUCAAGUGUCAAGGGAAUCUGCGGGCGUGGCGGAAUACAAGUAAGAUGCUGGUCACAGAGAUGAGCCCGAGUGGACUUGAGGGACAACCUCUUGCUGCCACCAACGCUACCAUCACUACUACUUCCGCUCUUCCAGUAGAAACAACAACGGCUGGGCCGACGACUCAGUGGAAGCUAGAAGACCAAAAAGUAUAUUACAUCAAGAAACUCGACUCACUACUGCGAGUCAAAGUCGAAAGACCGAAUUCGGCAAGUAGCGACGUGACGCACUUGGUGGUGUCGGUAAGUGGUAUUCCGCAAGGACUAUGGAAGCGGUGGCUAUUGAGAGAGGAGGAGAGAAGGAGUCGUCGUAUCAGAGAGAGACAGGCAAUAGGGGAUUACGCGGAGAUUGUUGUUGUUAGGACGGGUCUAAUCGAGGCGCAACGGCGAUGA